Amaranthus tricolor (Joseph's coat) is the source of this 951-nucleotide messenger RNA. Its product is annotated as dehydration-responsive element-binding protein 1E-like. NCBI's taxonomy places the organism in Eukaryota, Viridiplantae, Streptophyta, Magnoliopsida, Caryophyllales, Amaranthaceae. Gene Ontology annotation, biological process: regulation of DNA-templated transcription. The transcript has a single exon. Gene Ontology annotation, molecular function: DNA-binding transcription factor activity; DNA binding. The record is from RefSeq and is a predicted model, not a curated record. Bases 60 to 668 code for a protein of 202 amino acids.
GAAGGAAUUUAUUUAUAUUCACACAAACAAAAUAAAUAAACAUACAGAUAAAAUAAAAGAUGGACAUGUUUUUUAGUUAUGAAGGAUCACCUUCUGAAACAAUAAGUCCGCCCUCGACCGAGGACGAAUUUAUGUUAGCAUCAGCCUACCCGAAAAAACGGGCAGGUCGAAAAAUUUUUAAGGAAACGAGACAUCCCGUAUAUAGGGGUGUUCGUCAGAGGAAUUCAGGUAAAUGGGUUUGCGAACUUCGAGAACCCAACAAAAAAACCCGGAUUUGGUUGGGAACUUUCCCGACAGCUGAAAUGGCAGCUCGAGCUCAUGAUGUAGCUGCCAUGGCUCUUAGAGGUCGUCAUGGUGCUUGUCUUAACUUUGCUGAUUCGGCAUGGCGGUUACCUCUUCCCGCCUCGAAUGAUACUAAAGAUAUUCAACGUGCUGCUGCUGAGGCCGCAGAGGCGUUUCGUCCUCCGCAGCAGAUUGCAAGUACGGCGGUGCAGACUAUUUCGAACGAUACAAAUGUGAUUUAUAUGGAUGAUGAUUGUGGUUCACCUGGGUUCUUAACUGAAAUGUAUCAAGGAAUGGGAAUGAUACCUCCUCCUCUGUUAACUGGGUGGAGUAAUACUUUUGAGGAUGAAGAAAUGGAUUUGCCAUUAUGGAAUUAUUCUAUUUAAUAAAAAAAAUAUAAUAAUAGGAUUUUUUUUUGUCAUUAAAUAUGUAAAAAGUAUAAAUUUUUUUUUUUAUUUUAGAGCUUUGUAGAACAGAGUACAUAAGGUUGUAUUCUUUUUGUUAGUUAGGCUUUACCAAUUUUUUGAUUGGUAACGGAGGAUUACAAAUAAUAAUAAUAAUAAGUAGGAUAUUAUAUUUUAUUUAUUUCAUGGUAAUAUUAUUUGUAAAUUCCAAUUUCCAAACAUGUGCGUUAAAUGAAACAGAGUAUGAAAUUUUUUUUUGGUAAUA